Messenger RNA from Prosopis cineraria, 877 nucleotides. Its product is annotated as probable transmembrane ascorbate ferrireductase 4. The record is from RefSeq and is a predicted model, not a curated record. The transcript has 4 exons. Gene Ontology annotation, molecular function: oxidoreductase activity. The coding region runs from base 45 to 755 and encodes 236 amino acids. Lineage: Eukaryota; Viridiplantae; Streptophyta; Magnoliopsida; Fabales; Fabaceae.
UUACACGCUCUCUGGAUGGGGCCACACUCACAGUCUCACUUCUCAUGGCUGCUUCUGCCUUUCCCUCUCUUCUCUUCACUCGAAUUCUAGGGUUUGCAGUCGCACUUCUUGUUCUCUUCUGGGCCUCUGCCUUCACCUCCAGCUUCUCUCACCACAACCUUCUUCUCUGCUCAGUUCUUCAUCCUCUUCUCAUGGUAAUCGGCUUCAUUCUCAUCAGCGGAGAAGCAAUCUUGGUUCACAGAUGGUUUCCUGGGUCCAGAGGGUUCAAGAAAUGUCUGCAUCUGUGGCUUCAAGGGGUGGCUUUGACUUGUGGCUUCUUUGGAAUCUGGACUAAAUUUCAUGCCAAGGAUGGCAUUGUGGCUAAUUUCUAUAGCCUGCAUUCUUGGAUGGGUUUGCUUUGCAUCUCCCUUUUUGGAGCUCAGUGGUUGAUAGGGUUUUGGAACUUGUGGCAUAGAGGAGAGGUGAGGAAGGUGAGGAAAAGAAUACUACCUUGGCAUGUCUUCCUCGGACUCUACACAUAUGGUCUGGCUGUAGCAACAGCAGAAACAGGACUUGCAGAGAAGCUCAUAUUCUUGCAAACCAGAGCCAACUUGUCCAAACACAGUGCAGAAUCUGUGGUGAUCAAUAGCUUAGGUCUAGGUCUUGCCCUCUUGAGUGUCUCUGUUGUUUUUGCAGCUCUUUCUCCCAAGAACCAACGCCAACAACCUCCUCUCCAAACCAACACCAAGGGAUUGCUUUUGCUUGUCUUUGUGUAGCUCCCAUGUAUGUACAGUUUGCAUUUUUGUCACUUGAGUUUGGUUUUGGGGGAGAUGAGUCUAUCUAUCUAAGAAUAUCAUUAACUACCCCUAAUUAUAUUUACAAUAUUCUAGCUUUUGCA